AUGGAGAACAAACUGGUCAACACCAACCCGACUAUCCAGGUGGACUCGGCCCACUUUGAACCGUUGGGCACUUGGACGUCGGACAAACUCAAUGCCAGUCGAGCGGCCAAUCCGUUCUUGAUGACAUGGGUUCCCGGAUCCGCACGGAACAAUGUCAUGAAUGUCACACACGGCGAAGGCGUUUACUUGUAUGACGACAAGGGCAAACAAUACUUGGAUUGGACGUCGCAGGCUGUUUGUGCCAAUCUCGGACACGAUGUACCUCGCGCCGUAAUCGAAACGGCGGCACAGCAAAUGGCCACACUGCCGUUUGUCUAUGGCGGUGUCGGUGUCACGGAGAUUCGUACUCGUAUGAAUCAACUCAUGGCCGAAGUCUUGCCGGGAGAUUUGCGAGCGGCCGUCUUUCCCUCGUCUGGAGCCGAAGCCAAUGAAGCUGGUAUUAUGAUGGCACGACGAUUCACAGGACGACCCAAAGUCAUUAGUUGGUAUCGAUCCUAUCAUGGAGCUACCGCUCAUGCCGGUGCUGCCACGGGAGAUUUCCGACGAUGGUAUGGAAGUGAUCAAGUGCCGGGAUAUGUCAAGGCGUUCAAUCCGUUUCCACUCUUUUUCAAUCACGGUGGAAACAAUGCGACCGAAGAAGAAUCUGUUCAGGCGGCAUUGAACAUGUUGGAAGAACAAAUUCUCAAUGAAGGACCCGAUCAAAUUGCUUCCAUCAUGAUGGAAUCUGUGGUGGGUGCCGGUGGUUGUCUGGUCAUGCCCGAGGGAUACAUGCAAGGCAUUCGAGCCAUUUGCGACGAAUACGGAAUCUUGAUGCAUUGCGAUGAAGUCAUGGUCGGAUUUGGACGUACGGGACAAAUGUUUGGAUUCCAAAACUACGAAGGUGUCUUGCCCGAUAUCGUUUCGGCCGCCAAGGGAAUCUCGGGAGCUGCCAUUCCACUCUCCAUGACGGCCUGUUCCGAAGAGAUUAUGCAAUUCUUUGACGACAAACCACUCGGUUGGGGAUCCACCUACCAGGCUCAUCCCGUGGCCAUUGCGGUUGCAUACGAAAAUGUCAAACACUUGCUACAGCACAACAUUGUGGGACGAGUGCAACAAAUGGCUCCUCUCUUUGAAGAAUGCAUGCAACGAUUGGCCAAUGAUCAUCCCUGUAUCAAACAGUACCGUGCCAUUGGAAUGUUUGGUUGUCUGGAUGUCAAGGAUAUGGAUGGACGCAACCCCAAGUUGCAACACGAAGCCGCUCAUGAAGCAUUCAACAAGUACAAGAAAGCAUACGCCGAGAAUGGAUUGGUCGGAUUGCACCGAUACCCACACAUUCACUGUGCUCCUCCUCUCAUUAUUACAGAAGACGAACUCUUGGAUGGUUUUGACCGAUUGGAUCGUUCUCUCACUGUCCUUGAUGAAGCUUUGGGAUACUAUGAUGACGAGCAUAGAGACGACAACCAAGUGGCUGCUGCGGGACGAUGA
This is a messenger RNA of Seminavis robusta, 1464 nucleotides long. NCBI's taxonomy places the organism in Eukaryota, Bacillariophyta, Bacillariophyceae, Naviculales, Naviculaceae. The record is from the annotation of a GenBank genome assembly.